AUGAGUGAAACGUCAGGCUGGAACUCGUUUUUCCACAGGAACACCUCAUAUGACACUUCCGCACCCAGAUCUCCCUCUCCACAAUCUCAGAGAAUAUCUUUUUUUCCGCAUAGGGAAGAUGACUAUGAUCAUACAAGCAAUAUACCCAUGGAAAUGAAAAUGGAAGAAGGCAAAACGAGAAGGGAUAGUACCGACCCGUCUAUACCUCAAAAACCUGAGUUCUGGAUGGCACCCGAGAAUUCUGCAUAUUCUCCAAGUGCCCCACAUGCUUCUCAGUUGCAAGAUGAGCGUGCCCUAUUUGGUGAGAGAGAGGGUCGACCUAAGGUAGAAAGCGACGAAGAAUAUGCCAAGCAGUUGUACCAGGAUGAGGCCAAUCGGCGGUAUAGACGGUCUGACAGCCGGUACCAGGACGAGUUUAAUCCGCCGUAUAGACCGCCUGAGAAUGCUACUUAUUAUGGUGGAUACCCUGACCCUGAUGGUGCGCAGGAACGUCCUACAAAAAGCUCAUUACCUGAAGCAUUAAGGGAUCCAGAGGUGUUGAAGCAACUACGUAACAAAAAGUUGUGGAAACCUUGGUUCCUAGCGGUCGUAACUACAGCACAAAUAGUCGUGUUAAUAUUCGAAUACGUUAAUAAUAAGAAAAUCACAGGGGAUUAUAUUGAAACAAAACCAGUAUUUAAUCCUAUGAUUGGUCCAUCUUCAGAGGUACUCAUAUUAAUGGGAGCCCGUUUUGUGCCAUGCAUGCGUACUGUUCCUCAAAUUAUGAAUUUGCCGUUUAUCUGUCCUAAUCAAACGACAAGUGGUACGACGGGAGGACUGACAUGCAAACUGGAGGAUGUGUGUGGGUUUGGAGGAUUUCACGAUCAACCACCCGAUCAAUGGUAUCGGUUCAUCAUUCCAAUCUUUCUUCAUGGUGGGAUUAUUCAUAUAUUAUUCAAUAUGUGUUUCCAAUUACAAACUGGAGUUCAAGUGGAAAGGGAAAUGGGAUUUUGGAGGUUUGGGAUUGUUUAUAUGGCGAGCGGAAUAUUUGGCUUUAUUCUUGGAGGAAACUUUGCUCAAGCGACUAUUCCUUCAAUGGGCGCAUCUGGAGCACUGUUUGGAAUAGUCGGUAUACUUCUUAUCGACCUGUUCCAAAAUUGGCGCAUCAUCAUCAGACCGGGUUGCGAAUUAGCGAAACUACUUGCUAUGAUUGUGUUUAGCUUCCUUCUCGGUCUUCUUCCUGGCCUUGAUAAUUUCUCACAUAUUGGUGGAUUCAUCAUGGGCAUAUUAACGGGACUCGUUUUUAUGCCAACUCUCAAAUUCACUAAACUUCAGGGAAGAGUUACAUGGGCAUUGAGACUUAUUGCUUUCCCUAUUGCGCUCAUAUUAUUCAUAACGCUGACAAAGAACUUCUACACUGCCGAUCCAAGUGCGAGAUGUCAUUGGUGCAAAUAUCUGAGUUGUUUGCCUGUUAAUGGUUGGUGUGAUGAUACCGGCAUCAAGAAUACUACUUAUACUAGCGGCUCAUGA
Molecule: messenger RNA, 1509 nt
Organism: Paraglomus occultum
Lineage: Eukaryota; Fungi; Glomeromycota; Glomeromycetes; Paraglomerales; Paraglomeraceae
Source: the annotation of a GenBank genome assembly